CAAAUUGCCAUAUAUAUUAAUGGUGAACAUAAAAUUGGUACAUCCUAGCCAAUUAAUUAAUACUACAACCCUGACGUGCUGUCACGAUUGUAUCAAAACGCGGGUGAGUUUAUCAUUUACAUUCUUAUUCUUACCAUCUAUAUUCUAUUCUGCGUCAUUACACAAGCGUAGAAUUGUCGUUUUUCUGAACAACACCGGUACUGCAACGAUCCGCCACCUCUUUCUCCUCGUGCCCGGCAAUCUCUCACAGCGUUUGACCAUCUGCGGUUUGUAAAUCCCUUCGGGUGAAGAUGAGUGAAGUUUUCGAUGGUUACGAGCGCCAGUACUGCGAGCUCUCGGCUAAUCUUUCCAAGAAGUGUACGGCGGCCGGUACUCUUGAUGGAGAGCGAAAGAAACAAAAGGUUUCAGAAAUAAAGACGGGAAUUGAUGAAGCGGAAUCUUUGAUUCGGAAAAUGGACCUUGAGGCAAGAGCUUUGCAGCCCAAUGUUAAGGUUGUGCUUCUUGCCAAAUUGAGGGAAUAUAAAUCAGAUUUAAACAACCUGAAAACUGAGGUUAAAAGACUAGUAUCUGGAAACUUGAAUGCUUCAGCUCGAGAUGAGUUGUUGGAGUCGGGCAUGGCUAAUACCUUGACGGCAUCAGCUGAUCAGAGAUCGAGAUUAAUGUUCUCAACAGAAAGAUUAAACAAGACUAGUGAUAGAAUUAAGGAUGGCAGAAGAACCAUGCUGGAAACAGAGGAGCUGGGUGUCUCUAUUCUUCAAGAUUUGCAUUCACAACGGCAGUCUCUCUUACAUGCUCAUAACACGCUUGAUGGAGUGGAUGACAACGUUGGUAAGAGCAAGAAAAUUUUGACUAACAUGGCAAGGAGGAUGAGCAAGAACAAGUGGAUUAUUGGGUCUAUUAUUGCAGUUCUUGUCAUUGCCAUCCUUUUGAUCUUGUACUUCAAGCUUACAUAGUCAGGAAACUGAUGUUUGUUGGGUUACGCUUGCAAGUGUUUCCAGGAAGUGUUAUUUUUUUUCUUGCCUUCAAAUUUCUGGGGUCGUUUUGUAAGUCCUAAGUUUGUAAUUGAGUGAUAACGUGUGCAGCAGUAAUGGAAGUGCAAGUACGUGUGUUUUAAUA
This is a messenger RNA of Cannabis sativa, 1116 nucleotides long. Its product is annotated as vesicle transport v-SNARE 13. NCBI's taxonomy places the organism in Eukaryota, Viridiplantae, Streptophyta, Magnoliopsida, Rosales, Cannabaceae. The transcript has 6 exons. Gene Ontology annotation, cellular component: ER to Golgi transport vesicle membrane; Golgi apparatus; SNARE complex. Gene Ontology annotation, biological process: vesicle fusion; intracellular protein transport; vesicle-mediated transport. Gene Ontology annotation, molecular function: SNAP receptor activity; SNARE binding. The coding region runs from base 291 to 953 and encodes 220 amino acids. The record is from RefSeq and is a predicted model, not a curated record.